AUGGCGGCGCGUGUGUUUCAACUCAUGAAUCAUCAAUUUCCUCUUCCCUCUGAUUUUGAGUUCGAUGAAAGCAGCAUCACGGACUCCGAUGAUCUACCUGCGAUGGACAAUUUCAUUCAUCGAACUGAGGUGCAGGCAUACGCUUCUCUCUUGCGUGCUUUCAUAUACAAUACCAACGAUCUCAAUAAGGAAAAGCAAAAUUUGAUAAUUAGUCUCAUAAAAGAACUCAAGAUUUCGAACGAUGAUCACAAUGAGGUUCUUGCUGAGAUUAAAAACGAUGAAAUGGUCCAUCUCGUUAGGGAGUGGAAAUCUUUUGACAAUAUUUCAUCUGAAAGGGGCGUCAAAUCACCCUUUCCAGCAGUUUCAGCUUCUCAACAGGAUCAACCAUUGUCCAGUUUGUCUUCAGUGAAAUAUGUGCAGGAUCCUUCUGUGGAACCGGCAGAAGCAGCAUCUUUAAAUCCACUGAUUGGGGAGAAAGUUUAUACUAGAUGGGAGCCUGACGGCCCUUUUAUUGAGGGUGACAUAAUUGAAUAUGACCCUGCCAAGGACAUGUAUAAAGUGAUCUACCAUGCUAAUACACCAAAAGCGGUUUGCGAUUGGAUUGAUCUGAAAGAGAUCUUACCGGAGGGUAUAGAAUGGGAAGGGAUUGAUCCUAUACCAAGUACUGUCGAACAAAAUGGACAAGACAGCGACAAUGAUAAUGCAGAAAAAGUGAAGAUAUCUAGAAAGAAGAGUACAAUAGCUUCAAAAAUGAAAGAAAGUGCAUCAAGUCUGUUGUACUGGCUUGGGAAUUUAAAUGAGGAAGAAAACUUAAGGAAAUAA
Vicia faba (fava bean) is the source of this 822-nucleotide messenger RNA. The record is from the annotation of a GenBank genome assembly. NCBI's taxonomy places the organism in Eukaryota, Viridiplantae, Streptophyta, Magnoliopsida, Fabales, Fabaceae.